This is a messenger RNA of Rubroshorea leprosula, 2032 nucleotides long. The record is from the annotation of a GenBank genome assembly. Lineage: Eukaryota; Viridiplantae; Streptophyta; Magnoliopsida; Malvales; Dipterocarpaceae.
ACUGCACAUUAGUAAUUUGGUAUUCCAUUCUCCAUCCCCACUCAAACCAUCAUGAUUACUCAUCAUCUUUUGUUCGUUUUUCUAGCCCUUUCUACCAUACCCACAUUGGCCGAUGUGAACAUUGACUGUGGAUCAACGUCGAAAAAUGUUUACGUCGAUGAAAAUUCAUUGGCUUGGGUGGGAGAUGACGGCUACAUUCAAUCCGGUGAACCUCAAACGGUGCCAUCCACCAUCGUUGGAUUGACUAACGUCAUGAGCACUUUGAGAGUCUUCACCACUGGGAAGAAGAAUUGUUACUCCAACAUCUUUGCUGGAAAAGGGUCUAAAGUCAUGGUCAGGGCGAGUUUUCUGUAUGGAAAUUAUGACAAAAAGUCCUCACCCCCAUCCUUCGAUCUGCAAUUUGACGGUAACCAUUGGGCGACGGUUGUAACUUCAAGCGACCAAGUUGUCUCCUAUGAGGCAAUUUAUGUCACAAAGGUGGAUUACAUAAGUGUAUGCGUUGCUCAGACUUCUCCUCAGCAAUUCCCCUUCAUAUCAGCAAUUGAAGUGGGGAACUUGGAUGGUAAUAUGUACGGCCUUCUCGAUGUUAAUUAUGCUUUGUUUUUGAAGUCAAGGGUCGCUUUUGGUGCCAAAGAUACCAUUAGGAAGCCGGAUGAUGUUUACAACAGAAUUUGGGAUCCGGCGGGAUCCCCUGGGCAAGGAAUCACAGUUGUCAGCAGUGAUGCCUUCUACAUCAGUGGUGCUAGUGUAGAUGAUUUCCCUCCACAAGCUGUUUUACAAAAUGCAUUUACUACUGCCGCUAGUACUACUGGUUCUAUAGACUUAACCUUCAACGAUCUUCCCCAGAAGGCAAUUUCUGUUUACGCUAACAUGUACUUUUCCGAAGUUACGCAGCUGGAUUCAACUCAGAAAAGAUCCAUUCAGGUAAACAUAGAUGGUAUUUCUGCAUUCUCAAAACCCAUUGUUCCGGUGUAUGGAGAAGCUUCCGAAUUACGGUUGAGUAACCAUACUGCCUCAGCAAACACGACGUUUUCUUUGGUGGCAGCACCUGAUUCAACGCUGCCUCCUCUUAUCAAUGCAAUGGAAGUUUUUAGCUUCAGUGACGAGUUGACUGAUGGAACUUAUAGCGAUGAUGUCAAUGGAUUGGCUUCACUACUAGUGAAUUUUGAUGUAUUGCAAGCAUGGGGUGGGGAUCCAUGCCUUCCUGCCCCAUAUUCAUGGGAUUGGAUCAAUUGUACGGCUGAUGCCACGCCUCGAGUAACAGCAUUGUAUCUUAACAGCUUCGGUCUGUCAGGUGCACUUCCUGAUUUCAGCUCCAUGACUUCUCUUGAAACCAUAGAUUUAAGCAAUAACAGCAUAACCGAAUUGAUCCCUGAUUUUCUUGGUACCUUGCCUAAACUUAAACUUCUGAACCUAGCAGACAAUAAUCUCGCUGGAACUGUACCUUCGUCAUUAACAAAUAACAAGAACUUAAAAUUAAUUUUAACCGGCAAUCCGGAUUUAUGCCUCUCCGGCGACUCUUGUCAAACAGACGGUAACUCAGAUGAGUCCCCAACAAGAUCCAGUAAAAACAAGCAGAAGAGAAAGAAUAAGAAGACGCCAGUGAUACUUGGAUCUUCAAUUCCAUCUGUUGUAGUUGUAUUGGCUGUUGGCUGGGUUCUUGCCAAGUUUUACCAUAAGAGAAGAAGACCAGCCGUAGCAGCCCAUGCUGGUGGAGCCAGGCCGGAAGGAGCCACGGUAACAUCCAGCCUACAUGAGAUGGUGAGUGACAUUGGCCAGAGUGGUAUGGAAGAGGUGAGGGUCAGUAUCCAGGAUGAAAUUACAUCCAAGAUAAGUGAACAACUGUCUCAUCAGGAAGGCCAACAGUGAUUCAUCAAGAAGGCUCUUUAUUUGCCAGGAUAUUUUUCUUUCUCAUGCAGAAAAGUGUCCAUGUAAGUUGUAAUGACUCCUAUGUUUUGCAGUCCAUUGGUGGAAGGUCUUCCACAAAUAUUAGGAGUUUCUCUUAAUUUCAUAAUUAAUGUAUUGUAAUGCA